Messenger RNA from Seminavis robusta, 735 nucleotides. Lineage: Eukaryota; Bacillariophyta; Bacillariophyceae; Naviculales; Naviculaceae. The record is from the annotation of a GenBank genome assembly.
AUGGUUGCGGUAGCUCUCUUAUUGCUGUUGGUCUGUUCUUCCAAUUCUGUCGAGGGCUUGUCAUCUCCAUCAGCAGCCUUACAAUCCAGAAGGGCGGCUUUGGCAUCCGUGGUAGCAGGCACUUUUUCUGCGUCGGUGGCAGCGAAUGCCGUGGAGGACGACCGUCCCAAGUUUCAACGGUAUCCCCAGCUUCGCUUCAUUGCCGCCCUCGGAGAUCCCACUGCGAGCAGUGGCACUGGCGCCGAUCAAUGGGGGCUUUGGCGGGAUGAUCCCGGUCCUCGAGGAGUCUUUCUUCGCAACUACGAAAUUCUUUCUCGCAACAACAAUCAAGCACCUGCCGGAUGGACGUUUGACACCAAUGACUGGUGGCUGGAAGAACACGGAUUGAUCAUGUCGACUCCCGGCCCGCUGCCCCGCAAGAAAAUGGACAAGGCGACCCAAACUGUGCUGCCACGAAAACGCUACGUCGUCACGGGAGAUCGACAAGUCACCACCGUACUGACCGUUUUCGAGGAUGGCAAAUGGGAACUGCAAAAGGGAACCCUCUAUGAUGUCACUCAUUUGCCCUGUCGAUCGGCGCGAUACACAUCGUCCAAUAAUAAUAACAAUGCCUGCUCCCCGACAGCCGCCAAUCAACGAGAUUUUCCAGUCAAACCAGGAGCCGAAAUGCCACCGGUGCCGGGAUGCUCCAAACAAGAUUAUGCCGUCUUGUUUGUCCUUGGGGAGGAAGUAUAA